Molecule: messenger RNA, 948 nt
Organism: Sabethes cyaneus
Lineage: Eukaryota; Metazoa; Arthropoda; Insecta; Diptera; Culicidae
Gene: Prosbeta5
Product: proteasome subunit beta type-5
Exons: 3
Coding region: 39-875 (278 amino acids)
Cellular component (GO): proteasome core complex
Molecular function (GO): threonine-type endopeptidase activity
Source: RefSeq, a predicted model, not a curated record
AUUCUCAGGUUCCAUCAGAUUACUAACUUUUUGUGAAAAUGGCUCUUGCAGAUGUUUGUGGUUUAUCAGCAGCGAAUUUGUUCAAUGGAGCAACCAUGGGACGCCAGCUGUACCAGCGUGAUUGUGAAAAUCUUCAGAAUAGUUUCUCAUUGGCGGUGCCACCGUUUCAAGAUCCGGCUGUAAAUCUGGCCAAGCUGGCGGCUCAUGGCGAAUCGAGUGGCAUCAAAAUGGAGUUCGAUCAUGGAACCACAACUCUCGGGUUCCGAUUCCAAGGUGGCGUCGUCCUAGCGGUUGAUUCUCGUGCAACUGGCGGCCAAUACAUUGGUUCACAGACAAUGAAAAAAAUUGUGGAGAUAAACGACUACCUAUUGGGAACCUUGGCCGGCGGUGCAGCAGACUGCGUCUAUUGGGACCGUGUACUAACAAAGGAGUGUCGAAUUUACGAACUACGCAACAAAGAGCGAAUAUCGGUAGCGGCUGCUAGUAAGAUUAUGUCCAACAUCGUGUACUAUUAUAAAGGAAUGGGACUGAGUAUGGGUAUGAUGUUGGCUGGAUACGACAAACGGGGUCCUCAGUUGUAUUACAUUGAUUCGGAAGGCACACGCACCCCGGGAAAGGUGUUUUCAGUUGGCAGUGGUUCCGUCUAUGCCUACGGUGUUUUGGACUCUGGCUAUCGGUGGGAUUUAACUGAUGAGGAGGCACAAGAUCUUGGACGCCGUGCUAUUUACCAUGCAACACACCGUGACGCCUUUUCUGGUGGAAUUGUACGGGUGUACCACAUUAAACCAACCGGUUGGGUUAACAUUUCAAACCAGGAUUGUAUGGAUUUACACUUCAAGUACGAGGAGGAAAAACAGCAGAAGUUUGGAGCAUAAAAAAGAGUUUCCAUUAACAUUUAUUUAAUUUUUUGAAUGUCAGCAGUUGCAUCCUAAAUAUAUGCGAUCAACA